CCCCGAGAGUUUGGAGGCGGACAUUUUUCUAAAAAGUUAUAAACUUGUGUAAAUUUUCCACGUGAAUAAUAAGAAAAUUGUGAAUCAAAAUAUGAUUUUACGAAUGAAUUUUAAAGAACUUUAAGUAUUUAACAAGAGAAAUUCUUUAUUCGAAAAGUUUAUAAAACCUCGAAAAAUGAUAUAUGCACCCCUAUAGAUUUUUCUCCCCCAAAGGCUUUCACUCCUAUUCGCAUUUUUCGCCGUCGAAACGAUAAGUUCCGAUAAUAAAAGUUUGACUUGCAACAUUUUCAUCUAAAAUUGUCGCGACUAUUUCGUAUCACGUAAACCACGUUGCGGCACUUUUCGUGUUGUUUACAAUAAAAUUCAAUUUGAAAAACUUUAAAAGAGAAAAAGUUUAAUUGCGAAAAAAUUUAUUGUGGGAUAUGGUAUCGAGAAAAGAGAGGACAUUUUUUAUUACGUCAAAAAUUUCAAGAAGUGUUGGAACUUGAAAAUUUUAUGAGACUAGAAAAUUUUCUAAUGUUAGAGGCAGUCGACGAGAUGGAGCAGAGGGAUUUGCCCCAGGCAUUUCGCCUCUUGGGGGAGAUGAAUGCAAGUGUCCUGCUGGUGAAUCAGGUUGUCGACAACAUGUUGGAUCGUGUGAAGAAAGGAGAAAUUUCAACAGACAAGGGUCUUAGUUUCUUAGAGAUGAAGUACUAUUCACUGCUUUCCUACCUUAUCAAUUUAACUUAUGUUGUUCUGAGAAAGUGCUCCGGAGAGAAAAUCGAGGAGGAUCCAUCAAUAGAUCGUUUGAUUGAAAUUCGAACAGUUUUAGAAAGAAUCAGGCCGAUUAAUCAUAAACUUAAAUAUCAAAUAGAUAAACUGGUGAAAACUGCAGUGACUGGAACUGCAAGCAGCAGCGAUCCAAGCAAUUUCAAAGCAAAUCCUGACGCUCUCAUUGGAAAAAUUGACGGAAGUUCAGAUGAUUCAGACAGUGAGCCAGAGGAAGAUGUCGCCAAGCCGAAAAAAUCUGGAGUCUAUGUGCCACCAAAACUAGCUGCCGUUCCUUACGAUGGAGAUGAGACAAAUGCAGAAAAGAUGCGUAAAGCGGGAGAAAGGGCACGCAGGCGUGCGUUUUCCGGAGCGGUACUUCAGGAAUUGAAAGAGGAAUAUUUGGGCGCUCCAACAGAAGACAUGCACGAUAUCAGUGAAAAGCAGGUGAUUAUGGGUCGAGAAAAUAAGAGAAAGAUCGAAUACGAGGAAAACUACAUGACUCGUUUGCCAGUUACUAAAGAGGAAAAACAUCGCCGUCGCCAACUUACCACUAUUGGAACUUUGGGAACAGACAUCACCAAUUUUGGAGGAUCAUCUUCUCUUUUGUCCAAAAAAAGAAAAGAUCCCAAAGGAAAGGCAAAAAAGAGUUUCAGAAAGAAACGACGCCAUUAAUCAACUCGUCCGCAAGAGUAUGAGUAAAAAAAAGCAGGUAAAGCGCUAAAAACUUACUUCAUCUCCUCUUGGCAGUCCCAAAAUGCCAAUAAUACUCUCGUUACUAAGUUACGCUAAUUAAUUAACGAUUAAAACUUAACGAUAAGCAAAAGAAAUCGAUGAAAAAAAAAAAAAAAACGUGAAACACCGCAAUGGUAAUUUAUAAUGAUAUAAGACAUCGUAAUGGUCGCAUACUUGAUAAUUAUAGUUACUAAUGGUUUUAAUCUUUAACUGUUGUCGGACAACAUUUUUAAACUCUGGAAGCCGUCUGUUUCGUCGGGACGGAUCACUCAAGACAUCCGUUCCAAAGGACAAAUUGCACUAUCAAAGAAUUUACUUUAUACUUAUCAAAUAUUUAUGCGUAAACUAAACAACAUACUCCGGUUCCAUAUUAAGAAAUUGUAAAACGUAUGUCGAAGUUUUCGAUGCAGAAGUCUCUUCUGCUUCGAAAUAAUUUUCGACUAUAGACAGAAAACAAAAAAAAAGCAAAAAAAAAAAAGAAAAAAAGAAAAAAAAAACGCAACAGGAGCAAUGAUACUAAAUUAAUUGUUAUAAGAGCGUAAAAAUCUGAAGAUAUGUAUGUAUGAGCAAAAUUUGCUGAUUAUUAACGCAAGUUAAUGAAACUUUUUUGGCACAUGGAAGAGUUAAAAUUGAAGAAAUUUCUCUACACAAAUUUCGGAAUCGACAUGUCUUCGGAUUUUCUCGCUAUUUUAGGAUAGGAACGUAGUUACUAGUUCGAUCAUUACGUGUAUGUUUUGUUCGUGUUUUCCCCCUGGUAAAAUGUUGAGGCUAUUAGAUUUCACUGUGGUUCCGUUGGAACUAGUGUUAAGUUUCUUUUGUUUUAAUAUUUGUGCAGUGUGUUGAUUAUUAUUUGAAUUUUCAGUUUAAUCGUGGAAAAAAGCUUAUAUUCAUAGUAACUAAAAUGAUAACGUGAAUGUGUCAAAAUUCAAAAUUGAUGUGAAGAUUUUCUCAAAUUCUUUUUUUAUUCACUGACUUUGAGUUCUUAAAAAAGAGAGAGAGAGGGAGCAUGUAACGUAAGAGUACAAAUUUAUAGGGCGAAGAUUAAAACGCGAUUAUCAUUCCCGAUGUUUUUGUUGGCGAAUUUUUUCGGUAAUUAUAAAAAAAAACUUUUUCGGAUGUCUUUUGGAAUUACAGGCAAAAAAAAUGAAACAUGAUUCAGUUUUUAUAACCCUCCGGGUAUUUAUCGAAAACAUCUCUUCACUUACAACAUUUAUUUCCUUUUAAUGGAAACGGUUUUUAUAUAUAUAUAUAUUAUACAUAUGUUAUAGUAUUUAGUUGACGUUUGGAAUUGUUUUGUUUUAUAGAGUUAUGAAUAGGAAGUACAAAAUAUUAAAAUAAAUUUAUUUAUCAAAUUUGUUCUAUUAAAUGAAUUAUAUUAUAGCUUUAUUAGUGUUUUUUUUUAUUUAGAGAUAGUUUUAAUCUACAGUAGUCUCUUAAAAGUUAAUACUGGAAAUUGAUAAAACUGUUUUUUCUUUUUACGAGCAUUUUUUAUGUGUAUCUAUAAAAUUUUUCAAUUAGAAGAUUUUAAUAAAUUUAUUAUGCUUUCUUACAGUAAGGUAAGCAUUAUAAAAAUAAUUUUUUUUCAAAAAUCUUUGAUUUUGAUUUUAUUUAAAUGAAAAAAUAAUUUUAUAUUAACUUGAUUCAUUUUUUAUAAGAUCUUAAACGGUUAAUUCGUAAUUCUUAGUUACUUUAAAUUACGUAUAAAUAGAAUACGAAUGUGAAAAUUAUUAUCAUAAUUUUUUAUUAUUUAAAGUGUUUUCAAUUUAAUUUUUGAAUAAAUUUGUCGUGGAUGCGUUAAGUAAACUUUAAGAAAGUGUUGGAAGUGAAGAGUAAUUGUUUUUGUUGAGACUCGGACAAAGAAAAUUGUCGUGAAAUUGAAUUAAACGAAAUUUCUUAGGGAGUGAUUCGUAAAUAGCUUCAGUGAGACGUUUGUUAUUUGCCGACUGGUGGCUCGAUCAUCCAUAGUUAUAUUUUUUACAUAAGGCGUUCGUCGUUUGAGCCAGACGGUUGGGCAUAACGUUACAUGAGUCCCUUUCUUGCUGAUCUGUGACAAAGAUUAAAAAAAUGUGAUAAAUUAUUCUUGAAGUAAUAGUUAAAAAAAAAAAAAAAUUUACAAAAUAGCACAAUUGCUGGGCAUUAUUUGUAAAAGUGCUGGCAAGACUAUCAUCAUCAGCAGUUGAAUCAAUCGAGAUUGCGGGGUGUCAAUUAAGUCAGAACACCGGAGAAAGUUUGGCAUGAGUGGAUGCUGUUUUUGUUUAAAACACAAAGUUGCUUGCAGACGCAAAUGAUUAUAGUCACUGAUAUAGAAUGAUAGGGAAAUGUUAGUUUAUUAAUAAAUAGUUACUAUUAAUGAUAAGUAUUAUUAGUUAGUUGAAUUAAACAGAUUUAACGAGAAAGAGAGAAAGAGAGAGAAAGAGAAAGAGGUGCCAAAGUUUCUCGCGUAUGUUGGACGUUUUCGCCUCGCUCUUCGAUGAUAAAUAAAAACACGCCUGACAAUGAGAUCACUAUGAGUCCAAAUUAAAAUUCCCAAUGGACAGGGUUCCAAAAUUAAAAAGUGAAAUGUAUGGGAGUGAAAAUAUUUUAUGCAAUAAGAAAAAAAACAAUCGAUUAUUUAAAAAAAAAAAAAAAAAAAUGGUGUUGAUGAUGAUGACGAAGAUGAAAGAUGCGUUUAAAAAUAUCGAGUAGUUUGUUGCUCAUAUUCGUAAUGCGUAUUGUAUAUAAUAUGCAAUACGUAUUUAUCGAUUUCGAUGGUUUUAUUUCUUUGUCGAUAAAUUUUUAACUUUUUGGACUUGUGGCAAAGGGUUCAGGAGUGAAUAAUUCAACCAGACACAUAUCCGCACACAAUAUAUAGCAGGAAGAAAAAAUAAUAGGAUUACAUUAAAGUACACUACCUCAAAACAAUAGAAUACGGAUUUAUUGUAAUAAAAAAAAAAUAAAAAGCCAAUAUGAUUAUGUUUACACUGUUUUACAUAGUAAGAUAUGUAAUAGGAGUUUGCUCACAAGUUUUUAUAUAUCUACAUCGAAGUACAAUUUUUACAGUUGGUUUUCAGUUUUUUAACACUUGUAUAUUUAUUAAAUAAUAAACAUAUACAUAAAUAAAGAUGAUGCAUUUAUCCGUACGUAACAAUACAUUUGCCUUAGGUUGUUAGUGUUUGCCGAAAUAGGCAAAAAUGAACUAUAGGUACAACAAUUUAAUAAAAAAAAAGAUACUAAUGACGGUGUAAACAUAAUCCCGAAGAAAAUAAAAAAAUAGUUCUACUACAAAACUCAGUUAACUCUGCUGUAAGAUGAGAUCUUUGCAGCAAGACAAAUAGGAAUAAUUUAUUGACUACAUUCAUAGUCUAACGAGUGUAUCGUACUUGGUUGAUUGGUGAGUUUUUAAUCGUUUAUACAGUACGAUAAGUCGACGAAUGAAAGAGUUUACCCGCAUGAUGCAAAUGGUUAUACUGAAUGAUUAUUAUUGUAAUUAUCUAUUCUUAUCUAUUAUUAUUAUUAUUACAUUCUUAUCAUUAUUGUGUAGAAUGCUUCUUACUGACUGAAUAAAAAUGUUUUAAUGUG
Messenger RNA from Leptopilina boulardi, 5040 nucleotides. RefSeq names its product neuroguidin. Gene Ontology annotation, biological process: maturation of SSU-rRNA from tricistronic rRNA transcript (SSU-rRNA, 5.8S rRNA, LSU-rRNA). Gene Ontology annotation, cellular component: nucleolus; small-subunit processome. The transcript is spliced from 4 exons. Lineage: Eukaryota; Metazoa; Arthropoda; Insecta; Hymenoptera; Figitidae. The record is from RefSeq and is a predicted model, not a curated record. Bases 496 to 1422 code for a protein of 308 amino acids.